AUGGCAACCUCAGUUCAGACUCUUCCUCUGACCCGUGACCCCAGCAAGAACUUCCGUGAUCAUUUCCCGGCCCCGCCGCUCACCUCCCGUUGCGGCAUGGGAAGUGUAGGCAGUCUGGUGGAGAGGCCAGACGUGUCCCCAACCAAGGGCAACCGGGCAGUGCCCCAGGUGAGGCCGAGGCAGAGCAACGGGCUCCUGAAGAAGGGCUUCAACCAGAGAGAGCUGCUCAACUACCUCAACAUCUCCAGAAAGGAGGCUAAAGCAAACCCAGGCAGCAGCAAUAAGGACAUUAUCUCUGCCUCUGUCAAUGGUCGAGAAGAGGACAGCAUGUACACCAAGGUCUACCAUAAAGAUGGCACCGAAGUAGAUCUGGGCAAGAACUCGCUGCCCAUUGGUGGCAAGUAUGAAAAGUCCCGUUUUCGGCCCUCAGCGUUCAAGCCUGUCACCCCGAAAAACUUCAGCUCCAUGCAAAACCUCUAUCCAUCCUCCAAAUCGGAUGAUAUGGACCACGGCCUUUCCAAUGGGCUGCACAGGCAGUACGCCCAUGUCCCGAAGGCUGUCUCCACAUCCUCCUCCUCCUCCUCACCCUCUCGUCAUGGAGCACCAACAUCCAGUGGCAACAAGGCCCUUUCCUCGGUGCGUGGGAUGAGCCAGGAGGAUGAUAAUCUGUCUGACUCAGGUCAUAACUCCAUGAGCAGCCUGCCACCUUACCGACCUCCCUUCCGCCCACACCUGGCUCACAUCAGUGCAUCUAUGGGCCACAUCAAUACAAUCGGCUCCCUGGACCGCACCUCUCUGGGGCCAAAGGCGGUGGGGUCAGGGGGUGUAGCGAAGGGCGAGAUGGCUGUAUCAUGUCGGAGCAUGGCGACCCUCAGCCGCAUGGCCCCAUAUGGUGGGGAAGCUCCGCCCCCUUACGAUCUGACACUGUCCAUGUCAGUCGAGGAAGUGGUACGGGAUCUGGAGGAACGCCUGGUGGAAAAGGAGCAUGAGCUGAAACAGAUGAGGAGAAACCUGGAUGAGAGCGAGGGUGCGAUCGCUCAGGUGUUUGAAGGGAAACAGCGCUUGUGGGAGAAGGAGGUGGAGGAGCUGAAGCGCCUGUAUGCCGCCAAGCUACGUCAGGUUUCCCAGCACACCCAGCGCUCCCAGCGGAGCCUGCAGUUGCAGUUGUACAAGGCCCAGCAGGAGAAGAACCGACUGCAGGAGGAGCUCGACACCCUGAAGAGGGAGAGGAGCCCGGAGGCAGGAGCCAGGGCGAAGGCAACCAGUCCCACCCUGGAGGAAACCCAGUGGGAGGUUUGCCAGAAGUCAGGGGAGAUCUCGCUGUUGAAGCAGCAGCUGAGGGACUCCCAGGCAGAAGUGACCCAGAAGCUGAGUGAAAUCUUCCAGCUGAAGACGCAACUCAGGGAGACGCGCACGGAGCUCCGCAGCCGAGAGAGCCAGAUAGAUGCGCUAAAGCUAGCCCUGCAGGCAGCACAGCACCGCAGAUACCCCUCUCAGACCACCCAUGAGGACGGAAGGGGAGCUGAGGAGAGCACCUCAUGUGGAGCAGCAGGAGGGUGCGGCGGCUCGACAGAGGAGCGUCUGCGUGCAGAGCUGCUGCUGGAGCGACGCCAGAGCGAAGCCCAGGCUAUGGCUUUCGAGGAAGAGAGGCAGACAUGGCAGACUGAGAAGGACAAGGUCAUCCGCUACCAGAAGGAGCUGCAGGCCAGCUACCUGGAGAUGUAUCACCGCAAUGAAGCACUGGAGAGGGAACUGCACCAGCUGAGUGCAGGGAGAGAGAGAGGAGGAGGAGGAGGAGGGGGGAGAAGAGACAGCAGCAGUGGAACACUAGAAAGGGAAGUGCCAGAACUGAGGAGUGAGAGAGCAGGAGAGGCAGAAGAGGACAGACCUGCCUCUGGUUUGCCGUGGAUAGAGAGGAUCGAAUCCUCCGAGAUCUGACUGCAAUAGUAGCUCCGUUCCAAUGCAAACCAUUUUGUUGGUUCCUACAACCUUUCAGCCAUUCUAAACUUUGCUAUCCUGUACCUAUGCUCCUUUGUUUAUUGGAUCUUGCCCUUAUCCUGCAAGGACUGGAGUGAUAAACUGCCACAGAGCACACUGGUACUGAGGUUAGCUGAGCUGCACCCAAAAUAUUUCCGUGCUAUAUCUAUCUAUGACAUAAGAGUAGUUGAAUCUGUAUAAAUCUGUCCACCCAGACUAUCCCACUAAAGAUACCUGUACAAAUAAACAUCUGUGACUGAACUGAUAUGCUGAUUAUUAACUAUUUCAUGUGUUUAUUUUGUAGUUACACAUGGCUAGGACUGCUGUGUAGUUUUGACUCUAAGUGACCAAAGGGUUCAAAGGGAUUUAGUGUGGCCCAGUAACAUCCCAGCACCUUUUAAGUCAGGGUACAACCUGGGCUCCGGGAGGAAAGCUGCAUCACCGGGUUAAGUAUUUAGGAUUAGACCUGUCUGAUGCCAAGAUACUAAUGCUAUUUCUUUGCAAUCAAGAAAAGAAAGAAAAGGUUUAUCCUAUUUUUGGAACUGGAAAACAUUGGACCUAUUUUUGCCAUGUAAAUUCCAAUUUAUGCAACGUGAUCAAUAUAUUUUGUACAUGAUAUCCAAAUAUCCUUAUUUGUACAUGAUUAUUUGCAAUUUGAUUGGCCUUUGGUUAUCGUAUCCCAAGCACACUGAUGUCUUAAAUAGCCUGCUACCACAUCUUUUGAAUGCUACAAAGGAGGUCUGGAGAUGACAAUGUUGGAUUAGAUUGUCCUGCUUGUUGGAGCGAUUUCUUGCACAGAACCAGCCAAUGACAUCCAGUGCAUGAUGCAGAUGACAUUACAAGAAUUGUUUCCCGUUUUGUUCUUUCUAUAAUGCAAAACCGGUUGUCAUUUGACCUUCAGUGCUAGGGAAUAACAUACUGUGACUCUCGUCUAAUUACUGGAAUGAAAACCUUUAAAUGUACAGUAUGUGGCUUUUACGUUUGUUUUGGAUUCAUAAUAAACAGUUAUCAAGUGGU
Myripristis murdjan (pinecone soldierfish) is the source of this 2994-nucleotide messenger RNA. It is a transcript of the gene n4bp3, whose product is annotated as NEDD4 binding protein 3. Lineage: Eukaryota; Metazoa; Chordata; Actinopteri; Holocentriformes; Holocentridae. Gene Ontology annotation, cellular component: cytoplasmic vesicle. The record is from RefSeq and is a predicted model, not a curated record. The coding region runs from base 1 to 1938 and encodes 645 amino acids. The transcript is spliced from 9 exons.